Messenger RNA from Penicillium atrosanguineum, 1044 nucleotides. RefSeq names its product zinc-dependent alcohol dehydrogenase family protein. Bases 1 to 1044 code for a protein of 347 amino acids. The transcript has 3 exons. Lineage: Eukaryota; Fungi; Ascomycota; Eurotiomycetes; Eurotiales; Aspergillaceae. The record is from RefSeq and is a predicted model, not a curated record. Gene Ontology annotation, molecular function: oxidoreductase activity.
AUGCCUUCAAACACCCGCGCAUGGAUCCUGAAAGAACAAAAUGGCAUCGACAGCCUUGAAAUCAUCGACCAAGCACUACCUGAAAUCGGCGACUUCGAUGUCCUCGUGAAACUGCACGCAGCAUCUCUCAAUUAUCGAGAUAUAGUCCUCGCAACCGGCUCCGUUCCCCUCCCGUUCUUCCGCCCGGGAGUAGUCCCAGCCUCCGAUGGCGCCGGCAUCGUAGAAACAGUCGGAUCGAAAGUCCAGGCCUUCCGACCGGGUGAUCGAGUCUGCACCCAUCUUACGUCCGAAAUGCCGGCCUCAAAAACGCCAUCCAUGGCCGACAUUUGCUCCGGACUCGGACAGCACGUUGACGGAACUCUACGCUCCCACGGCGUCUUCCACGAAACUGCACUCGUGUCAAUGCCGGAAGGUCUCGAUUUUCUCCAGGCAAGUACCCUGACCUGCUCGGGAUUAACAGCAUGGAAUGCCUUGUUUGGAAUCAAUGAGUAUAGACCCAGGAAGGGGGCUUAUGUUCUUAUUCAAGGCUCCGGGGGUGUCUCGAUAGCAGCCUUGCAGUUCGCCGUCGCUGCAGGUGCAACAGUAAUUGCAACAACAAGCUCCUCCGCCAAAGCCACACGCCUUAAAUCCCUAGGCGCUCAUCACGUCCUAAACUAUCGUGAUGAUUCAAACUGGGGCGAGACAGCGAAGAAUCUUACUCACGGCAAAGGGAUUGACCUAGUCGUUGACGUUGGGGGUCUGUCUACUCUUCCGCAAUCAUUCAAGGCCGUUCGCACCAAUGGACUUAUUGCCCUGACUGGGAUGCUGGGAAAGGCUGAUGGAGAAUUGCCUUCGCUCAUGGAUUGUUUGAUGAAUGUUUGUACUGUGCGUGGAGUUUUGCUUGGGACUAGGGACCAGUUUGAUGAGAUGAAUCGGUUUACUGAGGAGAAGGGUAUUAGACCUGUUGUUGAUGAAAGGGUCUUUGGCUUCGAGGAAUGUAAGGAGGCGUAUAGGCUUUUGGAGAGACAGGGGCAUUUUUCGAAGGUUUGUGUUUCGUUGCAGUGA